Gigantopelta aegis is the source of this 1374-nucleotide messenger RNA. RefSeq lists its product as uncharacterized. Bases 1 to 1374 code for a protein of 457 amino acids. Gene Ontology annotation, biological process: DNA integration. NCBI's taxonomy places the organism in Eukaryota, Metazoa, Mollusca, Gastropoda, Neomphalida, Peltospiridae. Gene Ontology annotation, molecular function: nucleic acid binding. The record is from RefSeq and is a predicted model, not a curated record. The transcript has a single exon.
AUGAGACUCAAAAAGAUAAUUGGUUGGUUACUAACAGCUAAAGACAAUCUUAAAUUUUGGGCAAACAAAAGAAAACAGUUCAUGGAAGAAAUAAAGCUGGUUGAACAAGAUGAUUUCAAACAAAAGACAUUGGUUGACAAGAAAAUCAAGAGUUUGAAACAAAGCAAAGGCAUUGAAUUGAAAGUCUUAACGUCAGGGAUUCUACAGAAAGCUGACAUUCUACUUGUACAAUAUGUUCAACGACAACACUUUUCUGAUAUUCUGAAGUCACUUGGUCAGAAUCAAAAUGCAACAAAACUACCUAGAUCUGUACAGAAGUUGGAUCCUUUUCUUGUGGAAGGUGUUAUCCGUGUAGGGGUUCGUUUAGAUAGAGCAGACCUGCCAUAUGAUGCUAAACAUCCGGUUUUGCUACCUAAAGAUUCUUGUGUGUCUUCCCUUAUACUUAGAGACAGUCAUAACAUUGUGGGUCACAUGGGAAAAAAUGCGAUGCUGGCAGAUGUAAGACAAAGGUUUUGGAUAAUAGGUGGAGGAACAUUAGCCAAGCAACUUGUUUCCAAAUGUGUAGUGUGUCGGAGAUAUAGAGUUAAAGUUAAAGAACAGAAAAUGGCAAAUCUUCCUACUGAUCGAUUGACACCUGAUGAACCACCAUUCACUCGAGUGGGUGUAGACUAUUUUGGACCUUUCAUGAUCAAACGAGGACGCAGUGUAGUAAAACGCUAUGGUGUUGUAUUUACAUGUUUAUCUAUUCGGGCUGUUCAUCUGGAGGUUGCAUGUUCUUUGGAUACUGAUUCUUGUAUAAAUGCCAUUCGACGGUUUAUUGCCAGAAGGGGAUGUCCAAAGAUUCUACGAUCUGAUAAUGGUUCUAAUCUUGUUGGAUGUAAAAAAGAAUUACAAGACGAGUUAUUGAGAUGGAAUCAACAACAACUGCAUGCAGUAUGCCUGCUAAAGAAUAUUCAGUGGAUAUUUAAUCCACCCAGUGGGUCCCACCAUGGAGGAGUGUGGGAAAGGAUGAUAAGAUCAGUCAGAAAGGUUUUCUAUGGAUUACUUCAGCAACAAGUAAUACGACUUGACGAUGAAGGUCUUCAGACACUUUUUUGUGAAGUAGAGAGUAUAUUGAAUGGACGACCAAUUACUGACAUUUCGAGUAACCCGAGUGAUUUGUCUCCUUUAACGCCAAAUCAUUUGCUGCUGCUUCUUUCUAGUGCAAAGGUUUCCUCCGGGAUUAUUUCAUGCAAAAGACAGUUAUGGGAAAAGACGAUGGAGACAAAAUUCAGUAUCUCGCAGAUUUAUUCUGGAAACGGUGGUCUAGAGAAUAUCUUUCAUUAUUACAAGAGAGACAAAAAUGGCUUCAUUCUCACAAAAACGUAUGUGUAG